AACCUUGUGAUUCAAUUCUACCAUGUUCUUGCCUUCCAAGGCUCAGCCUAUUGAUUUCUAUAAAGACGAUGAAAACGACGACGAAGGCGAAAUCCCCGAUAUGUUGAUCGAUGUUCCAGCUUCCAACGGGGUUCAAGAUAUGUUGGAGCAACAAUUACUCAUCGCUGACAAUAACACCAGUGGCGAUGAUAGCAGUCACGAAACAAACACCACGAAUCCAAAGAAACGUGCCUUGACCUGGAUUGAAGACGAGACGCGAAUCCUAAUCGGUCUUAGACGAGAGAUCGAUUCGUUAUUCAAUACUUCCAAGUCGAAUAAGCAUUUAUGGGAACAGAUUUCUUCCAAGAUUAAAGAUAAGGGUUUUGAUCGUUCGCCGUCAAUGUGUACAUACAAAUGGCGGAACCUUCUUAAGGAGUUCAAGAAAGGAUCGAUUAAGAUGGCGUAUUACAAGGAAAUUGAUGAGAUUCUUAAUGAAAGAAACAAGAAUUCUGUUCAUUACAAGAACCCUAAUUCAACUCCCAAGGCCUAUGACGACUCUUUUAUGCAAGGAAUCAAAGAACCCUGUAUUUUCGGACCUGUAGAAGCUGAUGCCAGAUCUUUAGAUCAUGAUCAUGGAGAUUCUCUUGCGAUUAUUACUGACACGAGUACUGAUAAUGGUGUUCCGCCUAUCUUUUAUGGGAGGGUUAUAUCGGUGAAAUGGGGGAACUAUACUAAAAGGAUAGGUAUAGAUGGAAGUGCUGAUGCGAUAAAAGAAGUUAUUAAUUCGUCGUUUAGGAUAAGAACGAAGAGGGCGUUUUGGCUGGAAGAUGAAGAUAAUAUAGUUCGGGCACUGGAUAGAGACAUGCCUUUAGGGAACUACACUCUUCAUCUUGACGAAGGGAUGAUGAUUAAAUUAGUGAGCAGCUAUGUGGAAUCGGAAUUACGUAUGCCUGUCCAAACGGAGGAUAAGACUUUCUAUACUGAAGAUGAUUUCUGCGGUUUCCUUUCUCGUCGAGGGUGGACUUGUUUGAGAGAAUUUAACGGGUUUAAGGAUAUAGAUAACAUUGAUGAUCUUUGUCAUGGCGCUAUGUAUCGUGGUGUGUGAACUGAAUUGUAACGAACUCAAAUCAAACUUUUUUUUCUAAUAUAUAUGUGGUCAAAUGAUAGCUAUGCUA
Molecule: messenger RNA, 1154 nt
Organism: Impatiens glandulifera
Lineage: Eukaryota; Viridiplantae; Streptophyta; Magnoliopsida; Ericales; Balsaminaceae
Product: trihelix transcription factor GT-4-like
Exons: 3
Coding region: 23-1084 (353 amino acids)
Source: RefSeq, a predicted model, not a curated record